GCUGCGAGUUAUUGUUAUUGUUUGAGCUCUAUUUUCCUCUGCACGACAGUUCAAGCUCGCUCUAUGCUUUGUUGCUGACUGGGGGAAGCGUCGGCGGGGACGUUAAUCUUGCUUCGCUAUGCUGCUGGUCCGAUUAGCUUUGUUGCUGCUUGUCCAAGCGCUGAGAGUGGCGCACGCCGACUGCCCAGCACCUUGGGUGAAAAAUCUGGAAGGAGUAUGGCAGGCCAGUUAUCGGUCAUCUGCUGACCAGGAGGUGGCCAACGUGUUCAAUAUCAGUCUAUGCGCUGCUCUGCCGGAGGAGGAAGGCUGCAAGGACGCUGCUGUCUGCGAGCGCCUACUGGGUGGCAAAGAUGUGCGUCGUGUUGGCCGCUGGAAGACGGAUGUUGACGUGGAGGCUACGUCCAAUGUCACCUCGAACUGGGAGUACCGCAUGAGUUACAAGGCUGAUUGUGCUGCGCGUCCCGACUCGGAUGGUGUGGUCACCAUUGAAUUCUGGUGUGGCACGACCUUGGGCGCUCCCGAGAUUGUGUUCAGCGAUGCCAUGCAGUGCCGCCACACCAUCAUCUGGCGCACGUGGGCGGCGUGCCACACUAGCACCGUUCAGCGCCGGCAGCAGUACCGCGAGAGGCCAUGCUAUGCGUUAGAUCAGAAAGGUGGCCUGAUUGAUCUCUCGCGCCUGGUUCACUUUAACGGAGCCACAAUGGUCACGCUCGGUGACACCCUCUACUUCUACGACAUGUGUCGGCGCAUCAGCCGUGAUCCCAAUUCCAAGCAGAUCCCCAAGGCGUGCGACAAGAGCACUCUGUGCUCCGCUCCCGUUUCCGACCCCAUGAACGGCACGCCUCUUGCCGUCAACUCGUCGUCGCUCAUGUACGAUGCGAACAACAAUGCCGUCUAUGUGAAGUUCUCCGGCGGGCCGACCGCAAAGUGUCCGAAGGGUUUCAAUGCCAGUGUUCACUUGACCUGCCCAUCGAAAGAAGGAGCGGAGCGUGGUGUGUCCAUGACGGCUGAUGGCGACUGCGUGAUGGAGUUAUCCUGGAUAACGCAGCAUGCAUGCCCGCGCGAAACGCACAUCAGUGAGUCGUGUGUGAUGAAGCAGUCGGGCCACACCUACGACCUAAGACCACUGGUGUCGGCUGCCAAGGACACUGGUUAUGUGCUGGCUACUGGAACUGGCCCCAACCUGAAGUUCCAGCUAAAUCCAUGCAAGGCAUUUACAAGCGCCAGCGGCUGUGAUGACGUAACGGCGUGUCAGGUCGACAAUGGGAAAGCGCAUGCCAUGGGCCGUUCUUUUGACCGGCAGCUGCACCUGGUGGACGGUGAGUUUGCCAUGACCCUGGAGCACGGACAGCGCUGCUCCAGUCAUCUGCAGCGUACUACCGUCAUCCAGUUCCAGUGUAAUCGCACUGCGGGCUAUGGCCAGCCACACUAUGUGCGCGAGGAUGACUGUGUGUACAUCUUUGACUGGGCGAACAACAUCACGUGUACCAGUCUGGAUGCUGCUCCCGCCAGUACCUCUAGCCCAUCGUCAUCGUCUGCAGAUAGUAGUGUUGCUGAUCACAUGGAGAAGGGCGGCGAAGCAGCCGUGGAACAGGGCGAGGCACUCUGCCAGACUUCUCAACUUGUCAACGGCAAGCGCUUGCAGUACAACCUAUCCCCGUUGACCAAUGACGAGACCAACUGGCAGGUUGUGACGGGGAAGGGCGAGCGAGCAUACACCUACUUCAUCAAUGUGUGCCGUGCUGUAGUCUCCACUGGACGUGCGGUCAACUGCUCCAGCUCGGCAGCUAGCUGUCAGAUUCGCACUCAUGAUUUCGGCUCGCAGCCUGCCGCUUUCAGCACCGGCAAGUUCGUCAGUGCGCCAUCCGUCGAAGGUGGAAUGGUGACGCUGCGCUAUCGCCACGGCACCAAGUGUCAUCAUGCUGGUGAGCGCGAGACAAUCAUUCGCUUUGUGUGUGCGCCCGGUGUGACGACAAGCAGUCCAGUGUUCGAGGACGAGCUGGACAACUGUACGUAUGCAUUCCAAUGGCACACGGCGUACGCAUGCCCCGAGUCCGCUCAGACCAGCGACUCGUGUCAGCUGACGGACUCGCACUCUGGCUACACGUUUGAUGUGGCCAAUCUGGGUAUGGCAUCGACCGUGAUCGGCAGCGGCUCAUCCACCAACUUGACCGUGGCGGCGUGCGGUGAGUCUGUGAAGUCGGUUUGCAAGAGUGAUGGUUCGGUGUGCGCCUUUCCAAAGGACAAGUCUGACAGUGUAGCUGUGAAAGCAGAUAUGUCAUCAUCACUGCAGUUCAAGCACGGCCGCUUGACCAGCAUCUACACUAAGGAUGACACAGCCUGUUCCUCCAAGAUGCGGCACGUGACUGUCGAGUACCGCUGCCCUCCCCGUCCCGAUCAUUUCCAGAAGGAGACCAAGGAGAAUCUGCCAGUUGACGGAACCAUCCACGUUGAUCCGGAUUCAGUGCGUGACAAUGACUGCAACAUGAUAGUUCAUUGGUACACCAACAAUGUGUGUGUUGUCAGCCCCGAGCAGUGUGUUGUGCGUGACAAGUCCGGUCAAAUUCAGUACGACCUCUCAGCACUCUCCGUCGCCAACAUCAACGAAUCCAACUGGAAGGCGGAGAGCACCAACGGCUCUCAGCUCUUCCUGAUCAACAUCUGCAGGCCUCUGAUGGCCGUGCACGGCUGCCAUCCACAUUCGGCAGUUUGCAGUGUCAGGCCGGCUAAGUCGACAACUCGUCCGACCGAUCGUCGUCACUACGGAUCUAUCAUCAACCCUAACCUUGGUCUAGGUGCUCCCUCCACUACUAGUCUCAAGAUCAUUUUCGCCGGUGAAGUACAGAUUACGUACAUGAGCGCACCUCCAAAGGAGGGCUCUAUGGCCACGCCGCCCAAGGGUGUCUGCAAAACGGUGAUCAACUUGCACUGCAAGAAAGGCGUCACGUUCGGUCACCCUGUGUUUGUCGAAAAGCUUGCGGGCUCCUGCUCGUAUGUGUUUGACUGGGAGACGUCAAAGGCCUGCAAGCUGACGGAAGAAACGUCGGGCCAGACCAAGCCAGACGUGACCACCGGCGGUGACUCAUCCGGCAAACCGUCUGUCGGAACGUGUCGCGUGUCGGAUGAGUCCGGCUUUGAGUUCAACAUGUUUGGCCUACACAAUCAUACUGAUGACUACCUGCUUGCUGAUCCUAACAACAAGAAGGUAAAGCUGCGCUUGAACGUUUGCGCCAGCCUGAACAAGCCCUGCGGGGACGACAAGUCUGCAGCAGCGUGCAUCACCAAGGAGGACGGCACUCAAGUGACCGCUGGUGUGACGAACAGGACGCUGCGCUACUUUGAUGGCACGGUGCGCCUUGAGUACCUCAAUGGUGCCGAGUGCUCCACCAAAGGAGAUGAUGGCAAGCCGCUCAAGGGCAAGACAAUCAUCGAGUUCAAUUGUGAUCGCACCACUCACAUCUCCAAGCCUGUCGUGAUCAGCAGCAAGGAUUCAUGCGAGUUCAUUGUGUCCUGGUCUACGUCGCUGGCCUGUCCGCAGCAGGCCGUGCCUUGUCGCGUGGAGUUCAACGGCUCCUUGUACGACCUAUCACCGCUGCAGCUGGCCAAGGGAUACUGGGAUGCGGUGGUGCCGGCGGAUAGCACCUACCGAUACAUGAUCAAUGUUUGCGGGGCGGUUGAUGACUUCAAGCUGCUCAACAACUCCGGCAACUGCUCCAAUGGCCACACAUCCAUCUGCCAGGUGGGAAAGCCCGCUCAUGCUGGUGCUAGUGGAGUGUACAAUGCAGGAUCAUCACAGAGCUCACCCAUUGCCCUGAAGGAUGGGUUGCUGGAGUUGCGCUUGUCCAAUGGCGAUCAAUGCUAUCAUCAUCACCAGCGUGUCCGCACUACCAUCAUCCAGUUUCAGUGUGACCCUAUGCAUACGGGUGCUCCUGAGUUCCAGGCAGAGACUGACUGUGAAUACCACUUCAUUUGGCGCACGCGCUAUGCCUGUGCACUGCGCAACAAGAAGGGACACGACUGCACUGUGCAAGACCCGUACUUUACCCAGCACCGCUACGACCUCACACCGCUGGCCAAGCUGGGACCUCAAAAGUUCACCUACAGCAAUGAGUCGACCAAGGACACGUAUGAGUUCCUGCUGUCCGUGUGCUCGCCCCUGACCAGUGAGAAGUCAUGUGGUGAUGCUGCAGAUAAGAAGACUGCUGCGUGUCAGCUGAAGGAUGGCAAGGUGCUGGCAUCAGCCGGUGUUGCCAAUGGUGGCCUGCAGUAUGUUGAUGGCAACCUUGAGCUACUCUACUGGCAGUCAAAGGUGGACCUGAAGCAGCGAAAGUGCCACGGCAAGUACGUGCGCUCCACGCGUAUCAUCUUCAUGUGUGAUCGUGAGGAUGGCAAGGGGGUGCGUGGUUCUGGCCCCGUCAUGCGUGAGGAGAUGUCCGACUGUCAGUACGUCGUGGAAUGGUACACGAAGCUGGCUUGCAACCCGUCCUUCCAUGAGGCGCCGUGCACUGUGUCUGGUGCAGAUGGUCAGGUAUAUGACCUGUCGCCACUGUCACUGAAUCGCGGUGCUUGGCAAGCUAGCAACAAGUUGUCCGAUCGCCGCUACUACUUGAGCGUGUGUGGAGAACUGAACACUGGAUAUGCUGGCAAGGACAAACCGUGCUAUUUCAGUGCCGCUGUGUGUGCUGUUAAUUCCAAACAAACCAAUAGCUAUGGUCAGGUACACAAGCUGACUGUUGAGAAGAGUGCCGUAGUGGCACGCUACAGUGACGGCUCCGACUGCACCGACCCCAUCACCAAGAAGGCCAGUCAUUACAACACGCUGAUCCGAUUCUCUUGUCGCCAGGGCAGCAAGGGCACACCAAGCCUUGUCGAGGAGUCUGGCUGCCAGUCGGUGUUUGAGUGGGCUUCGGAUGCAGCAUGCGGAACUCGCAAUAUUCCCAAGCCGCCCGUGAUUGGCCCACCAUCUCACGGCGAGGGUGGCGGCGGUGGUGAUGCUACCGGCCCGCAGCCCGCCGUGCCCACCACCAAGCCGUUGGUGCUGCCCAGCUGCGUGGUGGAGAGCGGCAAGAAGCACACGGUGUUUGACCUGCAGGCACUGAUGGGCAAGGUGUACACUCUGCAGGACAAGAGUGGCAUGUCCUACAACCUCAGCGUUUGUGGAGUGUUGCCGGAAGGCAGCUGUCCAGACAAGCAUGGCUCUUCGCAUGUCUCAGUCUGUCAGCAGACUAACCGGAAUGGUGGAAAGGAUUGGGUGAAUGCAGGCAGCGACGGCGGGAAGUUGUCGUAUGAGAAUGGUAUGGUACGCCUGGUGAUUGGCGAUGGUACGAUCUGCCAUCACAACAAUCAGCCACGCCGCACCGUUGUCCAGUUCUACUGCGACCAUAGCAAGCCAACCGAUGCCGCAUUUCCACAUGGCAAACCUUCGUUUGAUCGCGAGGAAGACUGCGUGUACACGUUUUUCUGGGCAACCCCUCUUGCUUGCGAGAAGGAGUUAAAGUGCAGCAUUUCUGACAAGAAGUCCGGUGAAGUGUUUGACCUGUCCGGCCUAGCCAAGUUUAACGACAACUGGAAGGCUACGUCCAAGACAACGUCCGGCACAUACUUGAUCAACGUGUGCCGUGCGUUGACGCCAUUGUCAUCCAACAAGUGCCCGUUCAGUGCCUCUUCGUGUUUGAUUGAUGGUGAUAAGCACCUGAGCUUGGGUCACAUCAACUCUGGCUCUCUGACGCAGACAGCAGACGGCACCGUGCUACUGUCCUACACUGGUGGAUCAAGCGGCAAGGACCAGUGCCCUGGCGGCCGCACUACCAAUAUCAGCUUUCACUGCGGCGACGAGCACCCUGGACCAAUUUUGACAUCUGUAGAAGGCGGUUGCAACUACCGUUUCCAGUGGAUCACACCACUGGUCUGCACUGCGGACGAGUUGAAGCAUGAGGAGGACAAGAACACCGUCGUCAAUGCCAAGAAGUGUGUUGUCACCGACGGUGUCAGUGGAGACUCGUUUGACUUGUCGCGCCUCUACGACGGAGAUCGCAGUCACAUUGUCAAGGGUAGCAAACGCACAUACCACCUGAACCCGUGCGGUGCGGGAGUGAAGGACAGUGAUGGCUGUGACAACGCCGACGUCUGCGCUAAGGCUAGUGGCGACGGCUCGGCACACUCCACUGCCGACUUGGCCAGCCGUACUGUCAGCUAUCAGUACCGUACGAACACGUUGAACGUCUCUUCAACUGGUGGAAAGUGUGUCGGAGAUACCAAGUGGAAGACAACAAUUCUCUUUGUUUGCUCCAAGUCAGCCGGGCAAGGCGAGCCAAUGUUGCUGUCGGACAAUGAUUGCAAGUUGCUUUUCCACUGGCCAACGAAGUUUGCCUGUGGCAAUAUUGCCAGUGAAUGCCUGCUCAAGUCAUCCGCCAAGAACACCAUUGACCUUACCCCGCUAGAGAGGCGCCAUGGUGCGUGGCGGAUCAAGGCCAGCAAUGGUGACAGCUUCUGGUUGAACUUGUGUGCUCCAGUCCAUGAGCAUGUUGACGGUUGCUCGUCAGAUGCGGCCGUGUGCUGGAAGACUGCCGGUAGCCGUACAGCCACAUCGAUUGGGGCGUCCAGCAUCCGCCGCCUUCACCCAAGUAAGGAUCACAAAGCUGCCGUAGUGGAGUAUUUCAGUCAUGAGCUGUGUAAGAAGGACCCAUCUCGUACCUAUCAAGUCAAAAUCGUUGUGUCCUGUGACCCGAAGAAGACGUCAUCCCAGCCUGUGUUCAAGUCGGCUGAUGACUGUGUGUUCCGCUUUGACUGGCUGUCCGUUGCAGCCUGUCCUCUUGGCGCAAAGUCCAAUGUGCAACAACGCAACAGCCGCUGUGGCUACAAGGACUCACUCAAUAAUUUUGUUGACCUUUCCAAGAUGCUAAACCACCAUCGUCUGCUUCACACUACUGAAGGAACGUUUCACUUGCAGCUGUGCGCUGAUGAAUCUCAGCGUCAUCAUUGCGAUGCCGAUGCUGCUGCUUGCCGUGGCGAGGAGGGAGCUGUAGAGACCAUUGCCUCAACUGGACCCACGAGCAGAGUCUGGAUUAGCUCAGCUGAUGGUGCUUUGUUGGAGGUGAAAUCUAGCCACCCGUGUGCCGCAGACAAGACCAGGAAUCACAGCAUCCUUGUCAACUUCCAGUGUGACUCAAUAACGAGUGUGGAGUUUGACCAUAGCUCUCAUCACUGCCAUUACGUCUUCCUGUGGAAAACGCCAGACGUUUGCCCGCGUUUACCAACAGAACCAAUACUGGUUACGACAGAAGCAGCAGCUGACGGGGGCGCUGGCGGUCACAUUCACCAGCGGCCAGGUGGUAACGGUGGUGAUACCGAUGGCAAUACUGGUCUCGGUGACGGCAAGGCAACUCACAAGAAGAAGUCGAGCGGCGCAAAGACGUUUGGUGUGGUCAUGCUGGUCACACUAAUCCUGGUGCUGCUUGUCAUAGCAGUCGUCAUCUACAGAAGUGAUAAUAGAUUGGCAAUGGCCAACCGGAUCUUCUGUUUCUGGCGCGGGACACCACGCAGCCCAUCGACGACACGCUCUUACAAGCAGGUAGCCCUGAGCGAAGAGCAAAGAGAUUUGCUAAAUACCGGUGACGAUGAUGACAACGACAUGCUAGUUGGAGGUGAUGACGAUGAGCAGUUGCUAGCACUAUGAUGAGUGUGUCACUGUCACAGUUGCUAGCACUAUGAUGAAUGUGUGUCAGUCUGUCAGUCUAGGUGACAAUUAGAAUGAUCAUGAUGGUGAUGAUGUCGGUCGUGCUCUUGGAUAUGCUUUGCGGAACAGCACACGAGCCCAUCAUGAUGGCGAUAUUUCUCUGCCCUGUACCCUGCUCCACGGUUUGCAGCUGCUGCUUUUGAAGCACGCGCUGCAACUUGACUCGCUUCUUUUUUUUCAUUUCUAGCGGCACACUUGUUUGUCAGCUGUGCUGGACAAGGAACAUUGGGCAGUGUGUUGGUGUCAGAAUACACCGUUACCCUUCUUUCUUCUGCGCGUCUCUUCAGACUUCCUUUCCGACCUAUGAGAACACUCCAUGUGCUACUGGUGCGCGUGCGCAUUGCUCUGCUGGCCAGCAUGGCCGACACUGCCUGUCCAGUACAUUGCUCUGCUGGCCAGCAUGGCCGACACUGCCUGUCCAGUACAUUGCUCUGCUGGCCAGCAUAGCUGACACUGCUUGUACAGUACAUUGCUCUGCUGGCCAGCAUGGCUGACACUGCCUGUCCAGUACAUUGCUCGGCUGGCCAGCAUGGCUGACACUGCCUGUACUGUACAUUGCUCUGCUGGCCAGCAUGGCUGACACUGCUUGUACAGUACAUUGCUCUGCUGGCCAGCAUGGCUGACACUGCUUGUACAGUACAUACAGUCAUGUAGUUAUUGUGUAAUUGCCGUUAAAAGUAUACUUCCUACCGGUCAGUGGAUUUUGGUUUUUCUUACGUUCCUGUAGCAGUGGUAGAUUUUUCUUUCGACCUGACGAGACCAGACGACGUUCCUGUAGCAGCUUAAGUUCCCCCUGGCCGUCUCCAUGACAACAGCAACAUAAAGCAUGACAGCAACCCCAGUACGCUGUGCGACUCAUUGGUAAAAUUUACAUCUACUUGCUGAAAAAACUCCCCUUUCUCUCUUCAUAUGGUUUCUCAUUUAAUAUAGCCUGUUUCUUUUGUCCCCUUUCAUAUGACUUGGUUAAACAUACGCAUGAAAGACUAUUAAAUUUUCAUAUAUUUCCCAAAGUUUGCUGGAUGAUCUCCACGACAGCCCGAUAGAAUUCAA
Molecule: messenger RNA, 8785 nt
Organism: Sycon ciliatum
Lineage: Eukaryota; Metazoa; Porifera; Calcarea; Leucosolenida; Sycettidae
Product: cation-independent mannose-6-phosphate receptor-like
Exons: 32
Coding region: 119-7675 (2518 amino acids)
Biological process (GO): lysosomal transport
Molecular function (GO): D-mannose binding; signaling receptor activity
Source: RefSeq, a predicted model, not a curated record